UUUGCAUCUUCAACUAAGUCAUUGAUAAUAACACUACCGAGCCCUAGUUGGAUUGCUACACUGCUUCUUUCUCAGAAGCUUUUAUCAAAUGACUCCUCAAUUGAAAAUCUACUGAAAGCAACACCGGUGGCUAAGAGUGUAAAGAUUGUGAUGGCAUCUCGAUUAGCAUCAAUUGCUAUUACGCUAGAUAUGGAGACAAUUCAGGUGUCACAACUGUGUAUUGAUGCUUAUACUGUCAAGCAAUCGAUUUUGCAGACCCCAAAAAUAAAAUUGAAAGAACAGCAAGUAAAAGUUUUGAACCCCAGGAAGUUGGAAGUUUUUCCUCAGGCAAAUAAAGAUAAACUGCAUUUUGAACUUCACCGGUUGAAAAAUAAGCUUCCUUCUGUUGUUGUGAAGGGUAUUACUACGGUUCAAAGGGCUGUGGUGAACAAAGAACAAGAAAGAGAUUGUAAGAGUGAUGUCAAAGGAGAAACAUAUGAGUUGCUUGUUGAAGGUACCGGUCUCCUAGCCGUAAUGGGCAUUGACAGAGUUGAUGGGCGUAAUACAAAGAGUAAUCAUAUAAUGGAGGUGCAACAAAGACUAGGCAUUGAAGCAGCAAGGAUCUCUAUAAUUGAUGUGAUUAACUAUACCAUGUCAAGUCAUGGAAUGACAAUAGACUUGCGGCACAUGAUGCUUCUAGCAGAUCUGAUGACAUAUAAGGGUGAAGUUCUGGGAAUAACCAGACAUGGCGUUCAGAAAAUGAAAGAUAGCGUACUGAUGUUAGCCUCAUUUGAGAAGACAACCGACCACCUGUUUAAUGCAUCUGUAAAUGGAAGGGAUGAUAAGAUAGAAGGAGUUAGCGAAUGCAUCAUCACGGGCAUACCAAUGCAGAUAGGCACUGGGAUGUUUAAACUUCGGCAAUGUGUUCAGCAGGUUGAGCUGAAUUAUCAAUCAGAACCUAUGUUAUCCUAGGACUUCUAAAUGAAUUUGUCUGGUUCUGCAAAGUUAAUAUUUUGUCAAUGCCUCAAUGGUAUUUGGGAGGCGCUGCUGAAUUCUCUUCGAAGGAUAAUGGCAGAGGUAGACGACUUGCAAUGUUUUCUUCGUGUGGCGUGAUAUGCAGAUUCUAGCAUUGACCAUGCAACAUCAGGUGAAUUUUAAAAGAAAUCGUCGAAGGAGGCAGUCUUACCAACACCUGGAAGAUUGGUUUCACCAACCUUAUAACGUAGAAAGUUACUUUGGCCCCUGUUGGUAAUCAUGUUUACGGGUGACAUUGUUUUCAUCUUUAUUUAAGGCAAAACGUAAUUUCGGGA
Molecule: messenger RNA, 1289 nt
Organism: Nicotiana tabacum (common tobacco)
Lineage: Eukaryota; Viridiplantae; Streptophyta; Magnoliopsida; Solanales; Solanaceae
Source: RefSeq, a predicted model, not a curated record